AUGGAAUCACACAACAACGUGAACCUGGACGUAGAGAAAGAUGAAGAAAUGGCUUUUGACUACUCCAAAAGAGCUCAAUGGCUAAGAGCCGCCGUGCUAGGUGCCAACGACGGUCUUGUCUCGACGGCUGCACUUAUGAUGGGUGUUGGUGCAGUGAAGCAAGACGUCAAAAUCAUGCUCUUGACCGGUUUUGCUGGUUUAGUGGCCGGAGCAUGUAGCAUGGCGAUCGGAGAGUUUGUCUCAGUUUACUCUCAGUACGACAAAGAGAAGGCUCAGAUGAAGAGAGAGAGUGGAGGAGAAGGAGAUACAGAGAAAGAGAAGCUUCCUAGCCCGACGCAAGCGGCUGUGGCGUCUGCGUUAGCGUUUUCUAUAGGAGGGAUUGUACCGUUAUUGGCGGCUACGUUUGUGAAAGAGUAUAAAGUGAGGAUUGGAGUGAUUUUGGCGGCGGUCACGUUGGCGUUAGUGGUGUUUGGAUGGUUAGGAGCGGUAUUGGGGAAAGCACCGGCGAUUAAGUCAUCACUUAGGGUUUUGAUUGGUGGAUGGUUAGCUAUGGCUAUUACCUUUGGUUUUACAAAAAUCGUUGGGUUACAUGCUCUCUGA
Messenger RNA from Camelina sativa (false flax), 600 nucleotides. The record is from RefSeq and is a predicted model, not a curated record. NCBI's taxonomy places the organism in Eukaryota, Viridiplantae, Streptophyta, Magnoliopsida, Brassicales, Brassicaceae.